Molecule: messenger RNA, 1788 nt
Organism: Aspergillus terreus NIH2624
Lineage: Eukaryota; Fungi; Ascomycota; Eurotiomycetes; Eurotiales; Aspergillaceae
Product: kleisin alpha
Exons: 2
Coding region: 1-1788 (595 amino acids)
Biological process (GO): synaptonemal complex assembly; replication-born double-strand break repair via sister chromatid exchange; mitotic sister chromatid cohesion
Cellular component (GO): synaptonemal complex; cohesin complex
Molecular function (GO): chromatin binding; protein binding
Source: RefSeq, a predicted model, not a curated record
AUGUUCUAUUCCGAGACCCUCUUGUCGAAAACCGGGCCGUUGGCUCGCGUUUGGUUGUCUGCCAACUUGGAGCGCAAGCUUUCCAAGUCGCAUAUCUUGCAGUCCGAUAUCGAAAGUAGUGUCAGCGCUAUUGUUGAUCAGGGUCAGGCCCCUAUGGCUUUGCGUUUGAGCGGUCAGUUGCUGUUGGGUGUCGUCCGUAUCUACAGUCGAAAGGCGCGUUACCUAUUGGACGACUGCAAUGAAGCGUUGAUGAAGAUCAAGAUGGCCUUCCGUCUCACAAACAACAAUGACUUAACAACUACCGUCGUCGCGCCGGGUGGUAUCACUCUGCCCGACGUGCUCACCGAAUCCGACCUUUUCAUGAACUUGGAUUCGUCCCUGCUUAUGCCCCAAUCUCUGAACCUUGAACUGGACGGUAAACGACCUGCUGCGCUGGAUUUUGGCAGCCAACUCCUUCCCGACAGCAGCUUCCGCCGCUCUGUCUCCCAAGAGCCCGCGCAACUCGAGGACCACACUUUGGUUGACCUGGAUCUGGGAGACCCCUUGGGCCAUGACAUGAGUGUCGAAAUGGGUCGAGAUGCUCCUGCGCCACGGCCGAUGGAAGAGGAUAUGUUCAGCGAUAGCGGAAAGUUCAACGAUGUUGACCUCGACCUCGACCUCGGUGAGGAUGGUGCUCCCUUGAAGAUGGAUGUUGACCACAACGAGCCUCAGGACGGGCCCCAGGAUUCUUUGCUGGGUGACGCCAUGGAUAUGGGGGAUGAUGGCCUCCCCCUUCCGACGGAGGAACACGGGUUCGACCAUGACACUAGUGAUGAUAAUCUAAGCGAAGUUUCUGAUGCAGAGGUUGAAAAGCUCAACCCCGAUCGCGAGGAAGAACCUGCCCACGAACCGGCAGCGGCUGAUGCGGAAGAAGGUGACGACGAUGUUACUGUUCAGCACGCACAGCGCGCGAAGCGACGCAAGGUGGUUCUCAUGGAUCUGGAUGAUCUGACUAAGGGAGUCGAAUAUAAGACCGGGGAGAUGAAACAAUUGUCAGCGAAGCGCACCGAAAUCAUGCAAUCUGCGUCUUUCUUACCUCGUGAUCCCGUCCUUUUGACCCUUAUGACCAUGCAGCAGAAUGGCGACUUCGUGUCGCAGGCGCUGGGCACAAGCCGUGGCCGCGGAUGGGCCCCGGAGAUCCGUGAUUUGCUCUCUCUCGAGUCUAUCAAGAAGUCUGGCGAGCUGAAGCGCAAGCGGGACAGCGGAAUUGCCGACAUGGACGUCGAAGAAGCCACCGCUCCAGCACUCGACCUGGGCGAAGAGGAAACCAUUGUUCAUUUUGAUGAGGGCGUUGGUCUUGACGCGGGUGUGGGUCAGUCUUCCGAGAUCGAUUUCCCUGGCGACGAAGGGGACCAGGCGGUGCACCCAAGUGAUGACGAGGAGACGCACCAGCCCCUGGAAGAUCACGACGAAACAAUUCAAGCGGCGGACAGCGGGCCUGUUGCCAUUGGGACGAAACAUGCAGUUCACAUCCUCCGUGACUGUUUGGGUGAGUCUGCCGCGGAACAGAAGAAGACGGUGAAGUUCCAGGAUCUACUCCCGGAGAAGCAGGCGUCUAAGGCGGAUGCUACCAAGAUGUUCUUCGAGGUCCUCGUGUUGGCCACCAAGGACGCUGUCCAGGUUGAACAGCGACCUGAUACUGUCGGAGGACCUCUUAAGAUUCGCGGCAAGCGUGCUCUUUGGGGGUCUUGGGCCGAAGAGAGUGCCAAUGGCGAGGCUGCCAGCCAGCCGAUGCAGGUGACCGCGUAA